Trypanosoma brucei brucei TREU927 is the source of this 1182-nucleotide messenger RNA. RefSeq lists its product as hypothetical. The transcript has a single exon. Lineage: Eukaryota; Euglenozoa; Kinetoplastea; Trypanosomatida; Trypanosomatidae. The record is from RefSeq and is a predicted model, not a curated record. Bases 1 to 1182 code for a protein of 393 amino acids.
AUGCAUAUGUAUUUCAUGCGUGUGAAGAUGUCGCUUCAACUCCUGGUGCCGUUUUGGUUCACUUUGGUAUCAUUUGCCUCUGCCGAGAACCAGCAACCAGCAGACGGACACUUCGAUGCGAAUAGUGCGAAAAUAUUAUGCAGUUUGUACACUCUUGCGAAUACAGUGGGGGAGGGUGAAAAAAAUAUCGUAAAUCAUACGAAACACAAGAUUACGUACAUCGAUAACGCAACUGAUUUAAUAAAGAAGGAGCGCGAGGGACUUGAGAAACUGUCAGACGGGAAGGGAUCAAAAGACCUGGCGGCGGUAGAAAAAGCAAAGAAAGAACUUGACGAGGCGCUAGCGGUUGUCGGCAGCGCCAAGACGGAAGUUGAGAAGCAACUUGGGGUUAUUCAAAGUGGCAUAUCAAAAGUCAAGGAGCCCGCCAGGAAGGCAGUGGGAGAAUCGGAAGACACCGGCAUUAGAAAAGUGUUGAGGAGUUAUUGCCAGACCAUAUCCAAAAAACCCAGUAACGCGCAUAGUGACAACGAAAACAACAACUGCCGGGGUGUGUCUACAAAAUCUGUGGGUGAAGGCAUUUAUGAAAUCGAGUGCAGAGGCCAACCGAAAGGUUUGGAUCAUCUCGGAAUGGGAGCUGCCAUGGAAAAGUGGAAUGAUGUUAAACCAAAGCCUUCGAGUCCCACCCACCGUAAUGAAUACGCCGAGACCGCGUGUCGAAUGGACGGAUACUUCACAUCAACUGCAUGCACCGUUGAUGAGAGCGGAUGGAUUGAGCAUUACAAAAAAGCGAUUGAUGCAAUGAAACCUGUCGUGGAUGCCUGUCAGGCGGUGCAGAAUGCCGUUGACCGAGUGAAGGAUCAGGUGCAACAUGUGGAUGCCGCGCUGAAACCCGUCGCUGGUCCCGGUAAGGACUUUAAAGUGGAACAAGUGGGUGAGGAUUAUGAUGCGGAAAAAGAGGACGGAGUUAUUGAGGAUGAUGAUAAACUUUCCGAAGGAGGAACCUCCGAGUUGUCCAGCGGCACACGUAUUGCCAUUUACGUGGUGUGCGCCGUCGUUCCCCUUUUCCUCAUUAUUGUCGCUGUCACAAUUUUUUUCUUGCGGAAGCGGCGGCCGGGAACAAAAGAAGAUGUGGCCGCAGGGGAGACCAAUGGGAAACAGGCACCAAGUUACCUGAGGGAGUGA